Molecule: messenger RNA, 799 nt
Organism: Egretta garzetta (little egret)
Lineage: Eukaryota; Metazoa; Chordata; Aves; Pelecaniformes; Ardeidae
Gene: TMEM240
Product: transmembrane protein 240
Exons: 3
Coding region: 1-558 (185 amino acids)
Source: RefSeq, a predicted model, not a curated record
AUGACCGCUUCAGUCUUUGGCAAUCAAACUAGAGUCAAUGUUUUAUUCCAUCAUCCAGAGUUGACCAGAUGCCUUGGUUAUGGGCUCUUACAGGCAAUAGCUUGCUUGAUGGACAUGAAUGCGUUGUUGGACAGAUUUCACAAUUACAUCUUACCGCAUCUGAGAGGGGAAGACCGAGUUUGUCACUGCAACUGUGGCAGGCAUCAUGUCCACUACGUUAUUCCGUAUGACGGGGAUCAGUCGGUGGUGGACUCCUCGGAGAAUUACUUUGUGACUGACAAUGUAACCAAGCAAGAGAUUGAUCUGAUGCUGGGACUUUUGCUGGGCUUUUGUAUAAGCUGGUUUCUGGUGUGGAUGGAUGGGGUUCUCCAUUACGCGGUGCGAGCCUGGAGAACAAGCCGACGGUAUGACAAUUCCUGGUCUUGGAUUCCAAAAUUUUGUAACUUAAAGGAGUUCAGAAAACGUCACCACAGGCAGUAUGAGGAGGCGACUGGGAACAUGGUGCACAUCAAACAGAAGCUGUACCAUAAUGGGCACCCAAGCCCACGGCACCUCUGAGGAAUGCCUUCCCCUCCAGAGACUGCAGUGAGGUUUUAAAAAGGACUUUGCUCUUCUUCCAGGGGAACAGCUACUAGUUUGCUCCUCCAUGGAAGCCAGCCGAGGACACAAUUUUACUUCCCCAUCCUGUGUGUCCCUGCGGCACACCAUGAUGCACAACUAAGCCAGUCCUGGAUGCUACGCAGCCAAGACAUUGCACUGUGUUCCACAUUUUAUUGUCAGACUUGUGUAUAUAUGUAAA